Cylindrotheca closterium is the source of this 1317-nucleotide messenger RNA. NCBI's taxonomy places the organism in Eukaryota, Bacillariophyta, Bacillariophyceae, Bacillariales, Bacillariaceae. The record is from the annotation of a GenBank genome assembly.
AUGAUGCGGUGUAUUGCAAUUCAGAAUGAUUUCAUGAAGCAAGCAACAAAAGAUUUCCCUUUCGAUUUCGAGUGCGAUAGCUUCGGUUCAGUUGUCGACGCCGAUCAGAUUUUAGCGCUUGCAACGAGAAGAAUUCAGAACCCGAGACAGUUUUCUGUAGAUAACUUAUCGACAACGAAAUCGGUUUCUGGCGCUAUUGUUCGCGUAUUUGAUCAUUUUUCGAGACAUGGCAUCUUGUGGGAAACAUUAGCAGUCACGAUCGACCGCGAAGAUUCUUCUGCAGAGCCUUAUGAAUUCACCCACAGUGUUAUCAGGAAGGCAAAUUCGUCAAGUCUGUUCAAGUGCUUGGAACUGACUGCUGAAUCCGUUACGGCUAAGACUGGACCAAGGGGAACAAUCCUAUUUCCGGACAUCACGAAAAACGAACGACUUCAAUCGAUUUCCGUCCACUUCUGCGACGGAGCGUUGGCACUUGGGGACUCUCUUGCGCUGAAAGAAAUGAUGGCGACGUCACAAACACUCAAAGAAUUGCGUCUUUGGGAUAUGACAGAGUUCGACCAAGAUUUGUUUUGCGAAGGUCUCACUGUAAACAAGUCGCUUGAACAAUUGACGCUGGGCCUCGAUAGGUGCAAUAUCUCAGAUAAGGUCAUCGCUGAUAUCAUAUCAACUGUGGCAGGACAUCCGGCGUUGACAAGCUUUAGUCUUUUUGUUCGGGGUCAGUUUGGACCGUUAUCAUCACAGUCCAUGGAGGAACUGCUUUCAAGGAAAUCGAAUCUACUUUGCCUUAAACUGCAUGAUCGUGGAAGGGACGAGACAAGAAAGCUGUGUCUAGGCCGUUUUGCCAAGGGUCUUCGGAAAUGUGAUUCCCUGAAGAAACUUGAUGUACACAAUGUAUUUCAUUCUGAUGAGUCCUUAUCCAGACUAUUUGUCGCGUUAGCUGAAAGUUCAGGAAUUGAAGACCUCUGGUUUUGGGAAAAGACAUCGCAAAAGGAGUUUGAAAAAGUGAUUGCUAUGGAUCGACUCCCAAAACCCAUUCGCCUCUACUUGGAUCACAAAAUCAUUAAGGACUUUCCGAAGCACUUAGAAAAGAUGUUGCAUGUGCACCCUGAAGUACGACCAUUUCCUUUCUUUGGGAAGAAAAAUGCUAGUAUGGAACGUAUAUGCGAUCUGAACUGGCAUGGGAGGUAUUUGUUGAUGCGGCACGACAACCAUGUGCCGUUGGGCAUUUGGGCGCCAGUGCUCGAGAAAGCAAACAGGAAUCCGUGCGUAAUACAUCAAUUCUUGAAGGCUGGUAUUUUGUUUGAAAGCUGGGUCUGA